AAAAUGAACAACGGUUCGUGGUUACCUGAAGAGGACUUCAAGGGUCUCACGGACAACUUCUUUGAUGAUCUCAUCAAUCACAUCGAUUUCCCUCUGGAGGACAUCGAAACAACGAACGAAGAGGGGGACUGGGGUGCCGAUUUUAAGAACCUCAUACCUCCACCAUCGGAUGUGCUCACAAGUUUGUCCUCUGAGUUCACUCGUGGUGGCACCAAUGGCAAUGGACAGCGUGUGGGAGCCCAGAAGAAGCCUGUGCCCACUCUGAAGCAGGAGUCAGGAAUCUCUUCUACCGUUGAUACCUCCCUCCCUGAUGUCAAAGUCUCAAAGCUGUUUCAGUCCUCAAGCCCAGUCUCAGUUCUCGAGAACGCAGCAGCCAAUGGUUCUGCGGCCUCGUUCCAGAACCAAAACAGAGCUCAGAGACGGGCCUUCCCCGUCAAAGGCAUCCGAAGCAAGCGCAAACGCCCCACAAUCCCCACAUUCAUGUCUCUCCACUCCUUCUUAUCCGAAAUGUUAGAGAAGAAGCUUGCUAUGCUGGAUGAUGAUUCAGGCUCUGAAGACACUUACAACCUCUCUUCCGAAAGUUCCGCCAAGAAGAGACGCAAGAAGACCAACAACAACAGCAACAACUCUCACUGUCCGGAACCGUUCAACGCAGAUGGGACAGUCAGGAAGUGCACUCAUUGCGAGACAACCAAGACCCCACAGUGGAGGGAAGGUCCCGGUGGUCCUAAGACACUCUGCAAUGCUUGUGGAGUUCGGUUCAGAUCAGGCCGUCUUCUUCCGGAGUACCGUCCAGCUUCAAGCCCAACCUUCAUCCCAACGGUGCAUUCAAACUCUCACAGGAAGAUCAUAGAGAUGAGAAGGAAAGAGGAAGAAGGCCAGUUUGUUACCGGAAUGCCCCGUGGCUUUAGAUACCGAGGGUAGACAGAGAGAGAGAGAGAGAGAGAGAGACUUUGUAACUUUAUCAGACCGAAGUGAGUUUGGUCUGUGUGAAAACCAAAACUAUGAGGAUCCCUAGAAUGGGAUUAGCUCUCUGUAAGACUUGUCUUCUUUAAAACUAGGGUUUAGUAUCUGUCUUUUAAACAAAACAAAAAAGAAUCUGAUGCAGAGAGUGUCUUUAGGGUUUGUAGUUGCAAAGUUUUUAGGAUCUUUUAAAAGUGUUUGUUUGAUUUA
Messenger RNA from Brassica oleracea var. oleracea, 1173 nucleotides. RefSeq names its product putative GATA transcription factor 13. Gene Ontology annotation, molecular function: sequence-specific DNA binding; zinc ion binding. Lineage: Eukaryota; Viridiplantae; Streptophyta; Magnoliopsida; Brassicales; Brassicaceae. The record is from RefSeq and is a predicted model, not a curated record. Gene Ontology annotation, biological process: regulation of DNA-templated transcription.